Molecule: messenger RNA, 990 nt
Organism: Penicillium manginii
Lineage: Eukaryota; Fungi; Ascomycota; Eurotiomycetes; Eurotiales; Aspergillaceae
Exons: 2
Coding region: 1-990 (329 amino acids)
Source: RefSeq, a predicted model, not a curated record
AUGUCCGAUAUUACGAGGGAAGAUCUGAUGCAGGUCCCGCUUGACCAGAAGCUUCAGUCAGAAGCACAGUGGAGGGUCUGGAUAGGCCAUAUCAAGUCAGCGGCUGUUGCAGAAGAUGCAUGGGAUUACCUGGACCCCGAGAAGGCGGAUGAUGAGGUCCUGCAGGUUCCUGAAGCUCAGGAAGAGCCAUCGUUACCUCGGGAUAACCGCCACCGGGAGAAGGACAUCAUGGAGCUAGACGAUGCUGAGCUCAAGCGGUACACGUUAGCCGUUCAAGCGUACGAUCGCCGCGAUCAGCGCCGACAGAGGUUGCAAAAGACUAUGUCACGAUUGAAUAGCCUCAUUACCCGAUCGCUAGCCACAGAACACCACUAUCUUGUUGUAGGAGAGGACUCACCACGGAGGAAGCUAAUGAAGCUGUCCGAAACGUUUAAACCGAAGCCUCACAAUCGUCAACAGCAGCUUCGCCGUGCUUGGAGAGAGAUGAUCAGACAGAAGCCACCAGGUGAUACUGAUCACUGGUUGACUCAAUGGAUUAGUCUAUUUGAGGAAGGCAAGAUCGCUGGCAUACCUGAUUGCUCUAGCGGAGAUCACUUUGCGAUACGAGACUUCCUUGACGCGAUACAACCGGUUGAUGACACCUGGUGCACGUCCUGGCGUGGGAAACUGGUAGAUGAGGAGAAAUCCAUCACAUUUCAUGAGGUUAUAGCUAGCUACCGCAGUCGCUGUGGGGAUCUCGCGGUCUCUAACGGGCGGAGGCAACCGAAGAUAGCUCUGGCUUCGUUAAACGGCGAACCUGAAGCUAAGCCUGCUGAGAGGACAUACCGCAAGAAGUGUCCAUGUGGUAACACUCAUCCCCAACAUCACUACUCUAAAUGCUUCUAUCUCAACGAGUCAAUUCGACCGGAGGGCUGGAAGCCACGGGAGGGUACUCUUCAACGUAUCCCUGAAUCAAGAGAAGAUCGCCAAAAUGCAGCAGAGAAAGACUGA